Molecule: messenger RNA, 1046 nt
Organism: Tuber aestivum (summer truffle)
Lineage: Eukaryota; Fungi; Ascomycota; Pezizomycetes; Pezizales; Tuberaceae
Source: the annotation of a GenBank genome assembly
AUGUUUCUUCAAAGCACAAUCCGCCCCGUUGCGGGGAGGGCUCCCUUCCUUUAUUCGGUGAAACCGUUCACUCGCACCUUCGCAACCCUCCGUCCGCCAGUCCUCCGACAAGCAAUCACUCCCGUCCGCCACCAACAAGCCACAAAAGCCCAAUUCGCCACCAAGCGUUUCUACACGACAGAUCCAGAUAUCCUUUCUCGCCCAACCGGGAAGGAGAAGAAUCGAGACCUCCUGUAUGCUGGCUUACUCUUCGGCAGCGCUAUCUUCUUUACUAAUAUUUUAUACAACCUUGAACCUCGUGAGGGCGGCAUUCCACCGUACGAACGUGCCUACGUCCAUGAAACAUUCACGUACACGGGUCUCGGAGUCGGUAUGGUGGGCCUAGCAGCGAAGGGUCUGCACAACAUGGGGUGGAGUUAUAAGCUCAUGAGCAAGAACCCGUGGCUCGUCCUCGGCGGUAGCCUUGUCGCGGCGGCGGGGACAAUGUACGCUACUAAAAUUACCGAUCCAGACAAGUAAUUUCUCCCCUUCCCCCGUCCCUCUCCUUCACCGUUAACAAGGCAAGCUACAUCCAAAAACACCUCCUCUGGUCCGCCUUCAACCUCACCAGCGGCGCAGUCCUCGCCCCACUCUUCUUCUACAACCCGGCCCUCCUCUCCCGCGUGGGCGUGUACGCCGCCGGCAUAAUGGGCUCGGUGGCGCUCGCCGGUGCGACGGCCAUUGAGGGCGACUACCUCUACUUCGGCGGCCCGUCCCUCGCCUUAGCGGCCAUGCUGGCGCUCUCGGGCCUCGGGCCCAUAGUCCUACCCCUCGGAUCUCGGGCCCUGCUGGCGACGGAGAGUUUCUGGAUGUGUGGCGGGCUCGGUGCGUUUGCGGGAUUCACGCUAUACGGUCCGAUUACGGUCAUGGAUCACGCAAUACGGGCGAAGAGCGGCCUCAUCCAGAAGGAUACGGUCAACGAGAGCAUCGAUCUCGAGUUGGACUUUAUCAUUACCCCUGUUAGACUGGUGCAGACUCUUGUGCAGAGACAGCAGAAUCAGCAGUAG